AUGAAGUCCGCUAUCGCCUCCCUUCUUGGAUCCGCAGCCCUGGUGGCUGCCCACGGUUACGUCUCUGAUGGUCUCAUCAGCGGCACGAACUACACCUUCUACCAGCCCUACCAGGACCCGUACACGAGCCCGGCCCCCGAGCGUAUCUCCCGUCCCAUCCAGGGCAACGGCCCCGUCGAGGACCUGACCAGCAUCGACCUCCAGUGCGGUGGCUACACCGCCGGUGGUGUCAAGGGUUCCUCCCCCGCCAAGCUCGUCGCUGAGGCCAAGGCUGGUGACGAGGUCACCCUCAACUGGACUCUCUGGCCCGAGUCUCACAUUGGCCCUACCAUCACCUACAUGGCCAAGUGCGCCGGUGAUGACUGCACCACCUUCACCCCCAACACCGACAAGGUCUGGUUCAAGGUUCAGGAGAGUGGCCGUGAGGGCACCUCCAACACCUGGGGUGCCACCCCCCUCAUGACCGCCGGCAACUCUGGCGUCAAGUACACCAUCCCCGAGUGCCUUGCCCCCGGCCAGUACCUCGUCCGCCACGAGAUCAUCGCCCUCCACGCCUCCUACUCCUACCCCGGCGCCCAGUUCUACCCGGGAUGCCACCAGAUCAAGGUUACCGGUUCCGGCAGCACCAGCCCCUCUGACCUGGUUGCCUUCCCCGGUGCCUACGCCGCCACUGAUGCCGGUAUCACCUACGAUGCCUACAAGGCCCAGGAGUACACCGUCCCUGGCCCUGCCGUCUUCUCCUGCUCUGGCUCUGGUUCCGGCUCUGGCUCCGGCUCCGGCGCUGCUUCCUCCGCUGCCCCCGUUGCCACCUCCGCUGCCGCUACCUCUGCCGCUGCUGCUACCUCCGUCCCGGCCGCCACCUCUGCCCCCGCCACCUCUGUUGCCUCUGCUGCUACCCCCAGCCAGACUGCCACCGAUGAUGAGGAGGACUGCCCCGUUGAGUCUGCCUCCGCCACCGUCAGCGCCGCUGCCACCGUCCCUACUCUUGCCGCCGAUGAGGAGGAGGACUGCCCCGCCGAGUCCGAGGUCCCUACCGCCACUGCCACCGCUGCCCCCGUUGCCACCCCUACUCAGGCCGCUGACGACGAGGAGGACUGCCCCGCUGAGUCUGAGGCUCCCGUCGCUACCUCUACCGCCGCCGCCCCCGUCGCUACCCCUACCCAGGCUGCCUCCGACGAUGAGGAGGACUGCCCUGCCGAGUCCUCUGCCCCCGUUGCCACUCCCACUCCCACCCAGGCUGCUGACGACGAGGAGGACUGCCCCGUCGAGACCCCCUCCGCGACCGCUGUCGCCAAGCGCAUGAGCAUCCACGACCGCCGCAUCCAGGCAUAA
This is a messenger RNA of Colletotrichum fioriniae, 1332 nucleotides long. Lineage: Eukaryota; Fungi; Ascomycota; Sordariomycetes; Glomerellales; Glomerellaceae. The record is from RefSeq and is a predicted model, not a curated record.